This is a messenger RNA of Blumeria graminis f. sp. triticale, 219 nucleotides long. Lineage: Eukaryota; Fungi; Ascomycota; Leotiomycetes; Helotiales; Erysiphaceae. The record is from the annotation of a GenBank genome assembly.
UCACAUCGCCAAACAUAUCAUGCAAAAUUAAUUGCGACCUUGAUCUCUACAAAAUUGCAUACUAUAACUGUCAAAAGAAGAUCACAACUAUCCCACCUCUGCCAUCAACUAGCAAUAGCAACAGCACAACUUCAGCUUCCGCUCCUUCUAGCAGCAACUACCCUUAACCAAACCCUGUCCAGAAUUCAUUCACAAACAUGCCUCAACUUCCGAGACUAG